Paramuricea clavata is the source of this 3019-nucleotide messenger RNA. Lineage: Eukaryota; Metazoa; Cnidaria; Anthozoa; Malacalcyonacea; Plexauridae. The record is from the annotation of a GenBank genome assembly.
AUGGUACAGAUACGUCGUACAUUUAUUGAAGGUAAUAGGUUACUAAAAAACCCCAGGAAAGUAGGUACCUUAAGAGCCUACCUCACUGCCCUGCAAACGUUUUACAAUUUCUUGUUAACCCGCGCCUCAAGUCUUGCAAAUGAAUUUGGAUUUCACGAAACAGAUUUUAAGUUGGUUAAAGAAUUUCAAGGGAGGGUGUCCAACUGGAUGAAAUCUUUCACAGAAGAGAUCGCGAAUAGGAAAACUGAAGUUCAUCGUGAAGAUUUUAGUUUACUUUUGACAAGCACCCAAAUUUGGAACUUAUUCAAUUCGCCUGAACAUGAAAAAUACGAGAAUCGAUUUGAAGAACUAGAUGAUCCCGGCACAGAGUUUGUUGAACUCCGAGAUUAUUUGAUGACAAUGUUAUUGGUACAGAGCGCUCAACGACCUGGUGCCGUUUGCAAUUUGACCAUUGACGAGUUUAACGCUGGAGAAUGGGAUGAUAGCACAGGGGUUAAACAGUUUGUCACUUUAACAAAGCGCCAUAAGACAGCAGGUACGGUGAAUUUCGUGAAAUAUGAAUGAUUGUUUUUUGGUAUUCUGCAUACAGAAAAUCAUGUUUUAAAGUACUAUUUUAUACGAAAUGGUACAUGUAUGCAUAAUUGAACAUGUGCAGGGUGUUAAUGUGAUAGCCCAGUUCUCUUUCAACUUUAUAAUACAAAAUCUAUUUUUGACAAUCCGUUUUAGGUACAGGACCAGCAAGCCUAUCCUGGGAUAACCGUACCUACAAAUGCGCUCGGAUUUACUUAGAGAAGCUCCGACCAACCGUAGCCAAUCACCAUUCCUUUUUACAGCGAAAGAACAAGAAGGAGCCACUUUUCUUUUUGACAACAAAUGGAAAUCCUAUCCCUUCGUCCCAAAUUUCCAACAGAAUCACGAAAGUUGCAAAAUUACUGGAUCCAUCUAUUCAGGGAAAUGUUACUGGGAAGCGAAUCAGGAAAUCAGCAGUGUCUCGUCAUCGGCAGCUUGCUGAUUCUGGCGGUUCGAGUGGACUAUCAAAAGACGAGCUUGCUCGACAGAUGUCACAUUCUACUUCAACAGCAGAAGGACACUACGCCAUGAGGGAUACUGUUAAAGGUAUAAGAUGUUGUCUUGCUGCAGCUCUCCACUUCGAAAUAAUUCGCUGUCAAGCCUUAUAGUUAAAUAGUCCCAUCAUUUCAAUGGAACAUGCAGUAAAAAUUAUGGGACCAUUUGACUUUUCGCAUAGUAAAAUAGCCGAGAUUCAAACUAUUGUGGUAAUUCAACUGACGUUCUUACCGCUCUCACUGCUUGCACUUAAUUCUCAAAUAUUUACUGUACUUAUCAACACAUUUUCUCGUUUUCAGGUCGUGCCAAAGCAUCCAAUUUUCUUCGUCACAUUGCUCCAACAACCCCCCAAAAAGGUAAGACUUUAUUGUUUUAGAACCAAAUCACUUCAUCGUGCUGAAUUUUGGAACAAUAAAAUUAUACUAAGCUGCACUGCUAGCUUCUUCCCGAAUUUGCAAUUCGUAAUUCUUGAAAUGAUAAAAAAUAUUUAGUUCCUUGGUAGUAUAUAGUGACAUUUGCUUUUGCGAUUGCAGGGUCCCCAAAGAGAAGAAAAACACAAGGAUCAUGGAAGUAUGUUGAGAGAAGAAAAGUAUCUCCAGAAAAGCCUCUUGGGCGUGGUUUCAGAAAACGUGAGUAAUAUUUCAAACAUCAAUCAAGUUUCUCUUGUAUAAAUGUAUAACUUAAAAACUAUCCUUAAACAAGAUGUAUUGCAUUCAGUAAUGUCUAACUUAAAUUCUAAUAUAUACCAUGUGCAUUUUAUGAAAUUUUGACAGAAAUACCCACGUUUAAAGUUGAGCAACCAUUUUUAGAAGUGUCUUAAUCUAAUUUAAUUGAUAACAGUUUCAAGUAUUCGUUUUAAUGAAGUGAGAUGAAGUUGAAGUUAUCAAACAGUUAUUGGCAAAUUCGUGAGAAUUAUUUUAUAAGGUUGUUUUGAUUAAAAGUCUUACUCUAAAUAUUCAAUAUCCCUGGAGAAUCAAAUUCUAAUGUUCCAAGAAAGAAAAACGACUUUCCAAUCUCGACUAAGAACAGAGUGGUCGACCGAGAACGGCAAGAGUAGCGGAAAACAUCCAAUUGAUUUCGACAAACGCUUUCACAAAAUGUGCCGAAAGAUCUGCAUUCCCUGAUGAAUAAAUAUUUGUCUCUGAAAAACGAAUUUGUAGCACGUCAAAACAAAAGUGGUUGCUAUUUAAUAUGUUGUUUUUGUUAAUAUGUUGUUCAAUAAAAUAUAUAUAUAUAUAUAUAUUCCUAACAACAGUAAACGUUAAAAAAUGAAUAUUUUUAUUGAAACACUUCGGUCAUAUAUAUAAUAACUUGCAUAUGAUAAUAUAUAAAAUGUACUGAUAUUCAAUAGCGGUUUAGGUGGUUCGUUAGAAGUCUGGCCUAUAUUUACAUUUCUGACAGACUGACUUUCAUGAACAACUGUUUCCUAAAUAUUUUUAAACGUUAACUCUCUUCAAAUAUCCAGGCAACACUCUCCCGCCUCUUAUUAUUCUAUUAUCUAUCAUUCAUUUUAUAAAUUUUGAGAAAAUUACAUUCGUUUUCAAAUUUUCACACCUUAUAUCAGAUAUAGGAGAUUCUCAUUCACCUACUAAGUUACACCUAGUAAAAACGUCAGUUCCCAAUGGUGAAGACAUCCAACAGUUAAAAAAUAUAUUUAUAUUUUUAUUAUAUUUUAGGAUUGCAAAAGCAAAUUAGCCCGAAAAAAAGUCCAAAACCAAAGAAAAUCUUUUUCUGGCCAAAAGAAGUGAAUGCCCUCCUGAAUGCCCUCCUGAAUGCCACAAAAUCCCUUCAAAAGGAAAACCGCAAAAUUGAUGUAGAUGCCGUUUGGGACUGCGUCGAAAAGGACAAAGAAUGUCAAAAAUUAAAGAUGACACAAAAAUAUAGCAAAAUACAAUUAAGUGCUAAAGUAAAAAAGUGCGCAAAGGCAGACAAAAAGAGUAAGGAUAAAAAGUAG